CUUCCAGAAUCCCUGAGGAUGACAUCAGGUUGAGAAAAAACAGAGACCAAAACCGUGCCAAUUUCCUGGAGACAGCUAGUGUACUUGCUACAAAGGAGGAGAAAAUGGAAAUUGAAGUUCCAGUUUCUGAACACAAAAGCAUCACCACAGUGGCUUCACCACAUUCCGUAGACAAUCAAACCCACUUCUUUUCCCCUCCUCCCAGCCACAAUGGACUUAAGGACAGACAUGAAUCUCUGGACAGUGAAGUUGCUAAAGAGAUCAGAUACCUAGAUGAAGUGCUGGAGGCAAAUUGCUGUGAUUCUGCUGCAGAUAAUACAUUUAAUGGGACAUCCUCCCCUGAACCAAGCAUGGUCUCUGUUGUAGAUGGCUCAGGAACAUCUGUUAAUGUUACCAGCGAUUCAGUACCGAGUGAAAUGGAUGAAAAUGUCGCUAACAAGCAGACACUCUUGGUGGUUGAACAAAGUGAAGCUAGUAAAAAUGAUGAGAACCAGAAAUCUAAUGGCCAUUCUUCAGGGGGAUUGAAAGAAGACGCUAAGGAGAGUCUGAAGGUGCCAGAGAGUCCCACCUCUUCAAAUAGUUCUAGAAGAUCUUCUAAGGAUGGAGAAACAACUUUUACGACCCUGAAGAAAGAGGCUAAGUUUGAACUAAGAGCCUUCCAUGAAGAAAAAAAGCCAUCUAAACUCUUUGAAGAGGAUGAUGAGAAGGAAAAGUACAGGGUCCGGAAAGUGAGACCAUCAGAGGAAAUGAUGGAACUUGAAAAGGAAAGAAGGGAACUUAUUAAAAGCCAGGCUGUCAAGAAAAACCCUAGCAUUGCCGCCAAAUGGUGGAACCCACCCCAGGAGAAGACCUUGGAAGAGCAACUGGAUGAAGAGCAUCUGGAGUCCCAUAAGAAGUACAAGGAGCGCAAGGAGAGGCAGCAGCAGCAAGGCACAAUGCCAACAUCCCCCAAGCAGGUCAGCUACUCCUUUGUACCACCAGAGCCGGUCAAUAUCAAAAAAGAGGAUAUUGUCACAGAGCAAAUUGAUUUCUCAGCUGCUAGGAAGCAGUUCCAGCUAAUGGAGCAUUCAGGUCCAUCUCAGGGUCAGGUCCCACCAAGGCGGUCAGGGACACCCAAAAUGUUCUCCAUCAAACCGUUCUACAAGAGUCUGAGUUCUUCGCAUGUCGACAGGCCACUGUCCUCCAUUGCAAGACCUGCUUCUGUCUGUGGACAAACAGGACAGGUGGAGAAUAGUGAUGUCACUGUUGUCAAAGCACAGAAGGUCUCCUGUACCUCAGAGGAUGGUAUGAAUGCUCAGAGUAACACUGCUGAUGCAGCAAAAGAGCUACCAAGUAGUGACAGCUCCAGAGGUGGACAGACACCAAAACUGUGGCCAGAGGAUGGUGAAUUCAUGAGUGCACGAGCAAUCUUCACUGUGGUGAAGGAAGAUGGACAGGGUGUGCUAGACCAGUUCUCAAAGUCAACCAGCGCCUCUUCGCCUCCAGAUGAGUUAGACUCUGGCUUGGAUGACUUGUCUGUAAGGUCUCAGGAUACUACCGUCUUGGAGACCCUUUCCAAUGACUUCAGCAUGGACAACAUCAGCGACAGUGGCGCCUCCAAUGAGACCAUGAGUGCCCUCCAGGAAAGCUCACUGGCAGAUUUCUCCUUGCCACAGACCCCCCAGACCGACACACCUGCAGAGUGCAGAGGGGAAGGUGUUUCCAAGUCAUUCAGUGACCCAGGCUUUGACUCACCUUCUUCCACCUUGACAGACUCCAUGCUGAUCGAUGACCAGCUGGAGUAUCACGCCGGCCUGCUAGUUCAAAAUGCGAUACAACAAGCCAUAGCUGAGCAGGCAGACAAAACAAGCUGUAAGCAAGACAAAAUCAUGGCAGAGCAGGAGAUCUCAGUCAAAGAGCAGUCAGCCACUGGGCCUGUGCCACAUACUGAGGAGCAGCAAAACCCCAUGUUUGAGCCACCCCAGGUGUCUUCUCCUGUUCAAGAAAAAAGGGAUACAAUACCAAAGACUUUAGAAGAGGAAGACUCAGGACUCAGGGAACGGAAGACUUUGCAACCAUCACCCAUACCUUCAGCCAGUCAGCCAUUCCUUGUGGAGGAAAACAGGCAAGAAGUCAGCUAUUUCAGCAAGUAUUCAGAGGCAGCUGAGCUGAGGAGCACCGCCUCCAUCCUUGCCACACAAGAGUCUGAAGUGACCAUGGGUCCUUUUAAAUUACGGUCAAGGAAGCAGCGGACAUUGUCGAUGAUAGAAGAGGAAAUCAGAGCAGCCCAGGAAAGAGAAGAGGAGCUGAAGAGGCAGAGGCAAGGUCUACAGGCAGCACCCAGCCCUCUUGUGAAGAGCGCACCACCCCUGCCCAGCAGAACGGUGUCUUACAAAACUGCACCAGGGAAGAUAGAGAAGAUCAAGCCUCCUCCAUCUCCAACCACUGAGGGCCCUGUCCCGCACUCCGAGCUGCUGCCCGAGGAGGCUGCAGGAGCCCAGCGGCCGAAGAACUUGAUGGAGACCCUCAUGGAGGAUUAUGAAACUCACAAAACUAAAAGGCGAGAAAGGAUGGAUGACAGCAGUUACACCUGUAAAUUACUGUCUAGCAAGGUUACUUCUGAGGUCCUGGAGGCAACCAGAGUGAAUCGGAGGAAGAGCGCUCUGGCGCUGCGCUGGGAAGCUGGCAUUUAUGCCAACCGUGAGGAGAACGAAUAAUCGUGCUGUAGCGUGAAGAAGGCGGCUAGGGACUGCAAAACCAAAAAAA
Molecule: messenger RNA, 2745 nt
Organism: Tinamus guttatus (white-throated tinamou)
Lineage: Eukaryota; Metazoa; Chordata; Aves; Tinamiformes; Tinamidae
Source: RefSeq, a predicted model, not a curated record